Electrophorus electricus (electric eel) is the source of this 8592-nucleotide messenger RNA. It is a transcript of the gene hectd1, whose product is annotated as HECT domain containing 1. The record is from RefSeq and is a predicted model, not a curated record. Gene Ontology annotation, molecular function: protein binding; metal ion binding; ubiquitin protein ligase activity. Gene Ontology annotation, cellular component: nuclear speck. Gene Ontology annotation, biological process: anatomical structure development; proteasome-mediated ubiquitin-dependent protein catabolic process; protein K63-linked ubiquitination. Lineage: Eukaryota; Metazoa; Chordata; Actinopteri; Gymnotiformes; Gymnotidae.
AUGCAUACAACGGAGAGCCAGCGACUUCCUUCGACGGCUCUCCAUUUCGUUCCCAACCGUCCGUUGCCUCCCCGUUCACUUUGACCUUUCCGUUUGUACAUAAAAAGAAGGGGAUGAAGAAAUAACUUUUGAUCGUUAGCUCCCGUGAUUAGGACUGAAUUUCCCAAUCUGUUUUUCUCACGGAAUCUCCUGAAGGACAGUAAAGACUUCAUGAACCAGUCGAAGAACAAGUGAUUGCCCCGCCUUUUUUUGUUUGUUUGUUUUUUGUGUUUUGGUUUUUUUUCUUUUGGUCCUGGCGGAUGCUGUGACUGGGUGUUGCGUGGACAGGGUUGGAGCACGCUAUGGCGGAUGUUGACCCAGACACACUAUUGGAGUGGCUGCAGAUGGGGCAAGGUGAUGAGCGCGACAUGCAGCUCAUUGCUCUGGAGCAACUUUGCAUGCUGCUGCUAAUGUCGGAUAACGUCGAUCGCUGCUUUGAAACGUGUCCUCCACGGACAUUCCUUCCAGCCCUUUGUAAGAUAUUUCUUGAUGAAAGCGCCCCCGACAAUGUUCUGGAGGUGACGGCCAGGGCCAUCACUUAUUACCUCGAUGUGUCAGCUGAGUGCACACGCAGGAUAGUUGGAGUGGAUGGGGCCAUCAAAGCUCUCUGUAACCGACUGGUGGUGGUGGAGCUCAACAAUAGGACCAGCAGAGACCUGGCUGAGCAGUGUGUAAAGGUGCUGGAGCUGAUCUGCACAAGGGAGUCUGGUGCUGUGUUUGAGGCUGGUGGACUGAACUGUGUACUGAGCUUCAUUAGGGACAGCGGGCACCUGGUCCAUAAGGACACCCUGCACUCAGCCAUGGCAGUGGUCUCUCGUCUGUGCAGUAAGAUGGAACCGCAAGACUCCUCCCUGGAGACCUGUGUGGAGUCCCUGUCCAGUCUACUCAAGCAUGAGGACCACCAGGUUUCUGAUGGAGCCCUGCGCUGCUUUGCCUCAUUGGCGGACCGUUUCACUAGGCGUGGAGUGGACCCUGCGCCGCUGGCCAAGCACGGCCUCACAGAAGAGCUGCUGUCUCGCAUGGCUGCAGCUGGAGGCCUGGCUGCUGGUCCCUCCUCUACUUGCAAGCCUGGCCGGACCUCCACUGGAGCCGCCCCAUCUGCAGCUGACUCCAAGCUCAGCAAUCAGGUGUCGACUAUUGUCAGCCUGCUCUCCACGCUGUGCAGGGGCUCACCACUUGUCACGCAUGACCUGCUGCGCUCUGAACUCCCCGACUCCAUGGAGAGUGCCCUGCAGGGUGACGAACGCUGUGUACUAGACACCAUGCGCCUCGUGGACCUGCUCCUGGUGCUUCUGUUUGAGGGCCGUAAGGCAUUGCCCAAAUCCACUGCUGGUUCCACAGGCCGCAUCCCAGGCUUGCGGCGGCUUGACAGCUCAGGCGAACGCUCCCACCGGCAGCUCAUUGAUUGUAUCCGCAGCAAAGACACGGAUGCACUCAUCGAUGCCAUCGACACUGGGGCAUUUGAAGUGAAUUUUAUGGAUGAUGUUGGGCAAACACUCUUGAAUUGGGCCUCUGCAUUUGGGACACAGGAAAUGGUGGAGUUCCUGUGUGAGAGGGGUGCUGAUGUCAACAGAGGUCAAAGGUCAUCCUCUUUGCACUACGCUGCCUGUUUUGGACGGCCCCAAGUAGCCAAGACUUUGUUGCGCCAUGGAGCCAACCCUGAUCUGAGGGACGAAGAUGGCAAAACUCCAUUGGACAAGGCCAGGGAACGGGGCCACAGUGAGGUCGUUGCUAUCCUUCAGUCUCCUGGAGACUGGAUGUGUCCUGUGAACAAGGGGGAUGACAAGAAAAAGAAGGACACGAAUAAAGAAGAAGAUGAGGGCAGUGAGCCGAAAGGAGACCCUGAGAUGGCACCAAUCUAUCUGAAGAGGCUGCUUCCAGUAUUUGCACAAACCUUUCAGCAAACCAUGCUGCCUUCAAUAAGAAAAGCUAGCUUAGCAUUGAUCAGGAAGAUGGUGCACUACAGUUCUGAAGUGCUGCUUAAGGAAGUGUGUGACUCUGAUGCUGGACACAACCUGCCCACCGUCCUGGUAGAGAUCACUGCUACCGUGCUGGAUCAGGAGGAUGAUGACGAUGGUCACUUGCUGGCACUGCAGAUCAUUCGUGAUCUGGUUGAUAAGGGAGGAGAUGUGUUCUUGGACCAGUUGGCCAGGCUAGGUGUCAUCAAUAAGGUGUCUACAAUGGCAGGUCCCACGUCUGAUGAUGAGAAUGAGGAAGAAUCCAAGCCUGAAAAGGAGGAUGAGCCCCAGGAGGAUGCCAAAGAGAUUCAGCAAGGCAAGCCUUACCACUGGAGGGACUGGUCCAUCAUCAGAGGCAGGGACUGCUUGUAUAUCUGGAGUGAUGCUGCUGCACUAGAGCUCUCUAAUGGCAGCAAUGGUUGGUUUCGUUUCAUCCUGGAUGGUAAACUAGCAACCAUGUACUCCAGUGGCAGCCCAGAAGGGGGUUCUGACAGUUCAGAGAGCCGGAGUGAAUUUCUGGAGAAGCUGCAGCGUGCCAGGAGUCAGGUGAAGCCAGUCACAGCCAGCCAACCUAUUCUGUCAACACUUGGGCCCACUAAACUUACUGUGGGCAACUGGUCCCUCACUUGUCUGAAAGAGGGUGAAAUUGCCAUCCAUAAUUCAGAUGGUCAGCAGGCCACCAUCUUGAAGGAAGACCUGCCAGGCUUUGUGUUCGAGUCUAAUCGAGGCACUAAGCAUUCCUUCACCGCUGAAACAUCCCUAGGGUCAGAAUUUGUGACUGGCUGGACUGGAAAACGUGGAAGGAAGCUGAAAUCAAAACUGGAAAAAACAAAACAAAAGGUGAAAACCAUGGCAAGAGAUCUGUAUGAUGACCACUUUAAGGCUGUUGAAAGUAUGCCCAGGGGUGUAGUGGUCACCCUGAGGAACAUUGCCACACAGCUGGAGUCUGCCUGGGAGCUGCAUACCAACAGACAGUGUAUUGAGGGUGAGAACACAUGGCGAGAUCUCAUGAAAACAGCUUUAGAAAAUUUGAUAGUAGUUCUCAAGGAUGAGAACACCAUCUCUCCUUAUGAAAUGUGCAGCAGUGGCCUCGUGCAAGCACUUUUUACUGUCCUUAACAAUAAUGUUGAACUUGACAUGAAGCAUGAUUGUAAGCCAUUGAUGGAAAGAAUAAAUGUGUUUAAGACUGCUUUCAGUGAAAAUGAAGAUGAUGAAAGCCGACCUGCAGUUGCCUUAAUCCGUAAACUGAUUGCAGUCUUGGAGUCUAUAGAACGGCUACCACUUCACUUGUAUGACACACCUGGCUCAACAUACAAUUUGCAGAUUCUGACGAGAAGACUGCGCUUCCGGUUGGAGCGGGCUCCUGGCGAGACAGCCCUGAUUGAUCGGACAGGCAGGAUGCUAAAGAUGGAACCUCUUGCUACUGUCGAGUCUUUGGAGCAGUACCUGCUUAAAAUGGUGGCGAAACAGUGGUAUGAUUUUGACAGGGCCUCCUUCAUCUUUGUCAGGAAGCUCCGUGAAGGCCAGAGCUUCACCUUCAGACACCAGCAUGACUUUGAUGAGAAUGGGAUUGUGUACUGGAUUGGCACGAAUGCAAAGACUGCAUACGAGUGGGUGAACCCUGCUGCUUAUGGCCUGGUAGUGGUGACCUCCUCUGAAGGCAGGAACUUGCCCUAUGGCCGACUCGAAGACAUCCUGAGCAGAGACAGCUCAGCUCUCAACUGCCACACCAAUGACGACAAGAAUGCUUGGUUCGCUGUGGACCUGGGCCUGUGGGUCAUCCCCUCAGCUUACACCCUGCGCCACGCUCGAGGAUAUGGUCGCUCUGCCCUCCGCAACUGGGUAUUUCAAGUGUCUAAAGAUGGCCAAAACUGGAUGACUCUCUACACCCAUGUGGAUGAUGGCAGUCUCAAUGAACCUGGAUCUACUGCCACAUGGCCUCUGGACCCAUCAAAAGACGAGAAGCAAGGCUGGAGACACAUUCGCAUCAAGCAGAUGGGGAAGAAUGCUAGUGGGCAAACACAUUACCUUUCACUGUCUGGACUGGAGAUCUAUGGCACCGUCACAGGGGUGUGUGAAGACCAGCUUGGUAAAGCAGUGAAAGAGGCAGAGGCAAACCUGCGUAGGCAGCGUCGGCUAUUCCGGUCUCAGGUGAUGAAGUACAUAGUUCCAGGUGCUCGGGUUGUACGUGGGAUUGACUGGAAAUGGAGGGACCAAGAUGGCAAUCCUCCUGGAGAGGGCACUGUGACUGGAGAGGCCCACAAUGGCUGGAUUGAUGUUACCUGGGAUGCCGGUGGUUCAAACUCGUACCGUAUGGGUGCAGAAGGGAAGUUUGACCUCAAGCUUGCGCCAGGGUACGACCCUGAAUCAGCGCCAUCACCCAAACCUGUCUCAUCCACUGUUACAGGCACCCCGCAGUCCUGGAGCAGCCUGGUGAAAAAUAACUGUCCGGACAAGGGUGGCCCGUCCUCUGCGGCGGGGGCCAGCUCCUCCAGCCGGAAGGGCAGUAGCAGCUCGGUGUGUAGCGUGGCCAGCAGCAGUGAUAUCAGUCUGAGCUCCGCCCGGAUGGAACGCAGGGUGGAGGGCCUGCUGGAGCAGGGGGUGGGCGUCGGUGGAGGAGUGCCGGGUGUAGAGGGUCAAGAGCCAGUUGUUGUGCUCUCCUCAGCGGAGGCUGGCUCUGGCUCUGGCUCAAGUACCAGCACGCUCACGGCAGAUGGUGGAAGUGAAAGUGCUGAGCGCAAAGCGACUGCCCCUGAUGGGACCCUGCGCCAGUCAGCUGAAUCAGCUGCCAUUUCCAUGGGACUCGUUAGCGUCAGCUCGCCUGAUGUCAGCUCUGUAUCGGAGUCGUCCAGCAAGGAUGCACCCUCACAGAGGCCUCUGUGCUCAGCCACCAGCGCCCGGCUAUCAGUCAGCUCUCUUCUGGCUGCUGGCGCGCCCAUGAGCUCCAGUGCCAGUGUGCCUAACCUGUCAUCGCGUGAAGCCAGCCUCAUGGAGUCUUUUGUGCGCAGGGCACCAAACAUGUCUCGCACCAAUGCCACCAACAACAUGAACCUGAGCCGUAGCAGCAGUGACAAUAACACAAAUACACUGGGCCGCAACGUCAUGGGGACUGCCACCUCUCCUCUCAUGGGUGCACAGAGCUUUCCUAACCUUACAACCACUGGUACCACCUCAACUGUUACAAUGUCCACCUCCAUAGUAACCAGCAGCAAUAAUGUAGCCACGGCAACUACAGGUUUGUCCGUCGGCCAGUUGCUCAGUAACACGCUGACGACCAGCCUGACCUCAACAUCUAGCGAGAGCGACACAGGUCAGGAGGCUGAGUUUUCCCUCUAUGACUUUUUGGACAGUUGUCGGGCAAACACCCUGCUCGCUGAGUUGGAUGAUGAGGAGGACUUGCCUGAACCAGACGACGACGACGACGAGAAUGAAGAUGACAACCAGGAGGACCAGGAGUAUGAGGAAGUACUGGUACGGUCCAGGGUCAACCUUGGUUACCACGUUCAUAUACAUAGGGAGGAAGAGGAGUAUGAAACCAAAGGGGGCCGGCGUAGGACUUGGGACGACGACUUUGUACUGAAGCGGCAGUUCUCUGCUUUAGUGCCUGCAUUCGACCCCCGACCAGGCCGGACCAAUGUCCAGCAAACCACUGACCUGGAGAUCCCUAUACCAGGUACCCCUCGCUCAGAGGUGCAGGAGGAGGUGGAAUGUGCCCCCUCCCCCCACCUGGCUCUUAUCCUGAAGGUGGCAGGGCUAGGAACCACACGGGAAGUAGAACUACCUCUGUCCAACUACAAAUCCACAAUCUUUUACUACGUCCAAAAGCUGCUACAACUCUCUUGUAAUGGCAGCAUCAAAUCUGACAAGCUUCGGCGCAUCUGGGAGCCUACAUACACGAUAAUGUACAGAGAGUUAAAGGACUCUGACAAAGAGAAAGAAAGCGGGAAGAUGGACUUCUGUGAGAGGGGCUGCAGGUCAUCGGGACUCUGCUCGGGCUCCUUGUCGGCCACGCAGAGCUGCGACAUCCUGAGCAGCGUGCGAGAGCAGGCGCAGGCCAAGGCAGGACCAGGCCAGAGUGCCUGUGGUGUGGAGGACGUGCUGCAGCUCCUGCGCAUUCUCUUCAUCAUCGGUGGAGAGCCUUCGGCUGGCCGCACGCUGCAGGAAGAUAUUGAUGAUCUACAGUUCAAUGCAUCACCUGAGGAGUUCACCAGCAAAAAAAUUACAACCAAAAUUCUGCAACAGAUUGAGGAGCCUCUAGCCUUGGCCAGCGGAGCUCUCCCAGACUGGUGUGAGCAGUUGACCAGCAAGUGUCCUUUCCUCAUCCCCUUUGAGACACGACAGCUCUUCUUCACCUGCACUGCAUUUGGAGCGUCCAGGGCGAUAGUCUGGCUACAGAAUCGAAGAGAAGCUACCAUGGAGCGGUCACGGCCUUCUACCACAGUUCGUCGGGAUGACCCUGGCGAGUUCCGGGUGGGCCGACUUAAGCAUGAGCGUGUCAAAGUGCCACGAGGAGAGAGCAUGAUGGAGUGGGCCGAGAGUGUCAUGCAGAUUCAUGCUGACAGGAAGUCUGUACUGGAGGUGGAGUUCCAAGGAGAAGAGGGUACUGGCCUGGGGCCAACACUGGAGUUCUACGCCCUCAUAGCUGCAGAGUUCCAGAGGACCUCUUUGGGUAUCUGGCUGUGUGAUGAUGACUUCCCAGAUGAUGAGUCGCGUCAGGUUGACUUAGGAGGUGGUCUGAAGCCCCCAGGCUAUUAUGUGCAGCGCUCCUGUGGCCUUUUCCCUGCUCCCUUCCCUCAGGACAGUGAUGAUCUAGAGCGCAUUACCAAGCUCUUCCUUUUCCUGGGAAUCUUCCUGGCCAAGUGCAUUCAAGACAACCGACUUGUUGACCUCCCCAUCUCCCAGCCAUUCUUCAAGCUGCUCUGCAUGGGAGACAUUAAGAGCAAUAUGAGCAAACUCCUGUACCAGACACGUGGGGAGUCAGAUCGCUACUUCUCUGAGAUCCAGUCAGAAGCCUCCACUGAGGAGGGUCAGGACACUUACUCAAUGGGCAGCUUCGAUGAGGACUCAAAGUCUGAAUUCAUCCUUGACCCUCCAAAGCCCAAACCUCCUGCGUGGUACCAUGGCAUCCUGACCUGGGAAGACUUUGAGCUAGUAAACCCUCACAGGGCUCGGUUCCUGAAGGAGAUAAAGGAUUUGGCAGUUAAAAGGAGGCAAAUCCUAGGGAGCAAGAGUCUCUCUGAGGAUGAGAAGAAUACCCGGCUACAGGAUCUCAUGCUGAAGAACCCUAUGGGCUCUGGCCCACCGCUCAGCGUGGAAGAUCUGGGAUUAAAUUUCCAGUUCUGUCCUUCAUCCAAAGUACAUGGCUUUUCAGCAGUGGACCUUAAGCCCAACGGGGAAGAUGAGAUGGUUACCAUGGACAAUGCAGAGGAGUAUGUGGAGCUGAUGUUUGACUUCUGCAUGCACACUGGAAUCCAGAAGCAAAUGGAAGCAUUCAGAGAGGGCUUUAACAGGGUUUUUCCUAUGGAGAAACUAAGCUCAUUUAGUCAUAAAGAGGUCCAGAUGAUUCUCUGUGGGAACCAGUCUCCCUCCUGGACAGCUGAGGAUAUUGUCAAUUACACAGAGCCCAAACUGGGCUACACUAGAGACAGUCCUGGUUUCCUACGCUUUGUGCGAGUACUGUGUGGGAUGUCCUCAGAUGAGAGGAAAGCAUUCCUCCAGUUCACAACAGGUUGCUCCACUCUGCCUCCUGGUGGACUAGCCAACUUGCACCCCCGUCUCACAAUAGUCCGCAAGGUGGAUGCAACAGAUGCCAGCUAUCCCUCUGUAAACACGUGUGUGCACUACCUGAAGUUGCCAGAGUAUUCCUCUGAGGAGAUCAUGAGGGAGCGUCUCCUUGCUGCCACCAUGGAAAAGGGCUUCCACCUCAACUGAGCAUGCUCUCCCUGCAAAACUGACCAAUUCCCUGUACUGAUGAAGCCUGUCCUGUUUUUGUUGCAGAGAAAAACUAAAAUAAAAAACCUGUGCUCUUAGAGAAUUAUCAAUCAAAACAGCCUACAUCUACACCAUAAGGAAUAUCAUCUCAACUCUUGCUAUCGAAAUGGAUUAUGGCAAUGCCCCCUGCCCAUCUUUUGCCAACCCAGUCACACCUAUCUUUUUGGGGUACUGCACUGCUUUAAGGGCUCGAGCCUCAAGUUCUCCUUUGUUACUCAUGUCCUAGCUCUGAGUGUCUAUUUAAAGUCCAGCCUCAGCCCUCUUCACAUCCCCACAUUCAACCAUCUUAAACAUAUCAGACCCUGGUUUCCUGGGGACGACAAACACCUACUUCUGUAGAGCAAACAAGUUAGGGCAUUUCCAGGUUUUAAGUUUUACUAGUGCAUUGUUUGAAAUACUAAUUUUCCCCCUUCCUUGGUUUUGCUUAUUCUGUCAGCACACAAUCAUGCACACGUUUCUCUCUUCUGAACCCCAUACACAUUUGUUACUGAGUUUCAGUUGUUCAUUACCUGGCUAAAAGGAUCAAAGUCCCUGAGUGCAUUUGUGUAAUUUUACAAAAAAGCUGUAGAGACAAAAAAACACUGGUUCUGUGUGCAAGGCACAU